GUGAGUCUGACGCUGCUCCACUGGGCUGUGAUUAUAGGGGCGUGUUUCAAUCGAACCAGGAAAGAAAAUGCCUCUGCACUCAAUUGGAUAGACCUCCAACCAAUCGGAGCAACGGAGACAGACUCCAUAGAAGCUGCGAAUCAAAGGCAGGCUUCGACCAAGGGGCGCUGUACUGCCCAGGAUGUCUUCCAAGGCUCACGGUUCCAAUAACAUCGCCCAUGCUCGGCGGACGGUGCAGCAGCUGAGAAUAGAGGCCAGCAUUGAGAGGAUAAAGGUAUCCAAGGCCUCUGCAGACCUUAUGAACUACUGCAGUGAACACGCCAGAAACGACCCUCUCCUUAUGGGCAUCCCUGCCUCAGAAAAUCCCUUCAAGGACAAAAAGCACUGCACUAUAUUGUAGUGGAUGCCACGUAGCCUUUAUGCGUUUAUUUGUUUGCUUAUUAAUGUUGCUGUAUUCUUUUUGCUGGGAGGAGUGAAGGGUGGACUGCGAUCGUAUCAUUACCAUGUGUUCACCGGUUCUGUUAACAAGUCAGCAAUUCAACCAGGAGUUUCUCAAAAACAGCAGUUUAUAGUGAGCAAAAGAAGGCCACACUAAUGCCACUGUUCAGUUUGAGCUCUGACCAUUAACUCUUAAGACUUGGGCUGUGUGAGUUGCAAUGGGCAUCAGGUACAUAAUGUUGCUUAAAUAGUAAUCAACAGCAGAAUAUUGUAAUAGCACUGGCACUCCUCCGUGAUGGAUUUGGUCCAUACCCUACUGUAUGUAAACAGUCUCAUGUCCAUUGGGAGAUGACUGUUGCUGUCUCUCUGGUUUGCCUUAAAUGGAUCCCUACAGCCGAAGUUUCCUUUCAGUCCUUAAAAAGCAUAUUAGUUUUAAGAUGGAUAAUAAUGGCUCUUAUCAUGUGGCUUCAGUCUUCCCACCAGUUUCGAUCACUGAAUUCCAGUGUUGUAGUACUCAAGAUCGGUCUUGGUCUCAAGACCACUUUUUGAAUGUCUCUGUCUCGUCUCGGAAUCGACCUCAUAUUUACUCGGGCUGGUCUCUGACUCGGAUAAAGUGGACUUGGGAAUGUAUUUCAAGACCGGUCAGGACCACAACUGCAGGGAUAUCACUAAGUGGCCUAAUUGUCGUUAUGAUUGGAUGUAAAACUUCCAAUCACAAAGCUUCAAAUGCAACCAAUCUCAUUUCUAAUUUGAAAAUGUGUUACU
Perca flavescens (yellow perch) is the source of this 1203-nucleotide messenger RNA. It is a transcript of the gene gng12a, whose product is annotated as guanine nucleotide binding protein (G protein), gamma 12a. The transcript has 3 exons. The record is from RefSeq and is a predicted model, not a curated record. Gene Ontology annotation, molecular function: G-protein beta-subunit binding. Gene Ontology annotation, cellular component: heterotrimeric G-protein complex. NCBI's taxonomy places the organism in Eukaryota, Metazoa, Chordata, Actinopteri, Perciformes, Percidae. Gene Ontology annotation, biological process: G protein-coupled receptor signaling pathway. Bases 182 to 400 code for a protein of 72 amino acids.